Messenger RNA from Knipowitschia caucasica, 930 nucleotides. The record is from the annotation of a GenBank genome assembly. Lineage: Eukaryota; Metazoa; Chordata; Actinopteri; Gobiiformes; Gobiidae.
AUGGAAACUCCACUGCUUUGUUUGCUGCUGCUACUCACAAGUCAGAUCCCAGGAGAGACACACACACUGAGGCGACAGCAGCACAACAUCCUGCACCUGGAUUGGCCGACAGACUGUGGGACGCCUCACUUCAAACCAAACAUGGCCGAAAGAAUCGUGUCGGGAAACGAGGCACGACCGCACUCCUGGCCCUGGCAGGUCUCACUGCAGGUUCGUCCUCGUGGGAGCAAACACUACAUCCACGUGUGCGGAGGAACUCUGGUCCAUAAGAACUGGGUCCUGACUGCAGCGCACUGCUUCCAGAAGGGGAAGGCGGAGGAGGCCAGCAGCUGGAGGAUCGUGGUGGGCAAACACAGACUGAGAAGAUCAGAAACAGCAGAGCGAGUGUUUCCAGUGAAGAGGAUUUAUCGACAUGAAAACUUCCGCUACCCGAGCCACAGCGAGCUGGACUUUGACAUUGCUCUAGUCCGAGCCGCCUCAGACAUCCUGCCCUCACAGUACAUACGCUACGCCUGCCUGCCGCGCAAGACCACCAGCCUCAGGCCAGGGCACUACUGCUGGGUCACAGGCUGGGGGGACACCAGAGGGGGUAAGGAGAAUGUGUCUCUGGCUGAGUCUCUGAAUCAGGCUCGUCUCCCAAUCAUCGACUUUAAAACGUGUCGACAGAAGAAGUUCUGGGGCGACCGCGUCCGCGACUCUAUGAUCUGUGCGGGGUUCAGGGACACAGAGGACCCUCCAGCAGCCUGCCAGGGGGACUCAGGCGGCCCCCUCCUCUGCCAGUUGGACCGUGAGCGCUGGGAGGUGCAUGGUGUGGUGAGCUUUGGCCCCAUCGGCUGCACAGUGGAAAACAAGCCCAGUGUCUUCACCAGGACCAGGACCUACAUCCCCUGGAUCGAGGCCACCAGGAUCCGGGACUUCUUCCUCCACUGA